Messenger RNA from Microthlaspi erraticum, 513 nucleotides. Lineage: Eukaryota; Viridiplantae; Streptophyta; Magnoliopsida; Brassicales; Brassicaceae. The record is from the annotation of a GenBank genome assembly.
AUGGCCCGUCAUACCUUCCAAUCGGUCGCAAGUAACAAUGCUUUGAUCGAUUACUACCGCCGGGAGAUGUCUGCUAGAUCGGCAAAGGGUCGUGCAGACUUGGUUGAGGUGAAGGAGAGGAACGCCGAGCUGGAGUCCCAGGUCGCCGAGCUCAAGGGCAUUCUUGCUCUUAAGGAGAGUGGCCUUGAGCGGAGUGAAGCCGAUCUGCCUUGGCUCGUUUGGAUGCCGACUCUCGUGGCGAAGAGGGAGACGGUCGAUAUCUUCUGGCCUCGUUUGAAGAAGGUUAAAACCUUCCUUGCCGAUCAGGACCGGAUGAAUCCUCGCAUUUUGACUCUGAAUCAGGCGGUUGCCGUUCGUGACUCUUACGAGGCACUUAUGAGAGCCGGUGUUGCCGUUCCUUCUGAUUGGGUCGAGAAGUGCCGGUUGAUGUGGAGCAAGCUCGAGGCGGAGAUCGGUCAGGAGGAGGUGGUGACGGCGACGAGCUCGAGUUGGAGUUCGGCCCUUGGCGGAUGA